CUUUCAUGCCCAGGGCUUGGUCCACUACCUCACCACCGACAGCCCUAUGCCUUUCCAGCUCGCCGGCGCUUCGGGUGUCUCUAGUCUCACCAGGUCUUCGUGCUGCCUCAACAGUGAGCAGGACGUGGCUAUGUUGGUGUUCAGUAACGUGAGUGAGACGCUGAGGGUCGCGUCGGAGCUAAACCUUGAGCAAGUGACGUGUCCUCUGCUCCUGCUCAGCCUCUCCGCCAACUAUGAUGAAAGAUUAGUGUUAAAGGCAGUGUCGAAAGUACGCCGCUCUGUUCUGCUGAAGCUUGAUCACCAGAGGCUGGACCGCCCUGUCCUCACCCUCACCACCUUCAAGCCAUUUCAGGCACCAGAGGAACAGUUUCCCUUGGAGGCAGUGAGUAGCCCCGAGGACUUACGGCUAUGGGACAUCUUUGAGGAGCGUUUCGGGGACUUCCACGGGCGGAUGCUUCAAGUGGCCAGCUGGAUCGACGACUUCCCUUUCUUGUACUACGACUCUAGUGAGCGGGUGCAGGGCAUGGCCAAAGUGAUACUGGACGAGAUGGCAAGUCGUCUGCACUUCAACUACAGCCUACAGAAGGAGCCUCCAGACGGUUACUGGGGCGAAGUGGUGAACGGCACUUGGAUGGGCAUGGCGGGCCAGCUGGUGCGCGGCGAGAAGGAUCUCAUUGUGGACGGAUUCGCCAUCCUGCACGACCGCUAUCUCGCCCUUGACCUCUCCGUUCCAUACUUCACUGACUCAUACAGCGCUUCCCUUAAGGUGCCCCAUACGUGGCCUUCUCUACAGGUGCCGCCGCCAGUGCCUCGCUGGAUGGCCGUCACAUUUCCUUUCCAAUGGGUGGUGUGGGUGACGGUGGGCGUCUGCCUCUUGUGCUUGGCUCUUAUUCUCCAUCUCUUCACCAUCAAAAAACUCUGGCCCCUCCACUUGUACUGCACAGACGUGGUGGUGGCAGGGCUGUGGCUGGGACAGGCUUUAGUUAAUCAAACCGUGAUUCGCCUCCCCGGGGCCACUGGAACAAGGCCACUAGUGGCUACGUGGUGGCUGGCUGGCCUGGUUUUGUCCACCUCCUACAAAGGAAGCAUCAUCGCCUUUCUCACUGUUCCCGUCCAGACUCCGCGACUCUCCACCCUCAGACAACUUGUUGACACCGAUCACAGUCUGUUCAUGUUGGAUUACGGCGCCUUCCUCCCUGGGUUAUUGCGCACUUCGGCAGAUCAAGUGUAUCGCAGUUUGGGUCAAAGUUUGCAGCUCCUCCGUUCUUACGAUGUUAUCAAGGACGAGAUCUCGGCAGGCCACGCCUUCGUGGAGGGAACACACUACACCCAAGCGCUGCUGGUGCGGUGGGGCAUGCAGGAUGUUUACGUGGUUGACGAGAAAAUGUUCCCUAACUACAAUGCCUGGGCUUUUCAGAAGGGAACACCGUGGAGGCAUCUCUUUGACAAUGUACGAGUAAAAGAUCAGCCAGAGAUACUCAACGACUCCAGCAACAGGCAGUACCCAGUAAAAAGAUUGGACUGGCACUCACUGGCAUGCCUACAGACACCUUCAAUCUUCCACGCACUCAUCGACUAUGUUAUAUCAACAACUAUUAGCACGAUAGCUGAUAGGCUGUGUAGGCCUGACGGCUUCUUGGAGAUUUCCACAUUUUCUUAUGUUCUCACAUUCUUAUACUAUGAAUCAUUGCAUAUCGCAGUCAAAACGUUAACUGUGCUUAUGGCCUUGUUCAGAUAUCUGGUAAGGAUGGUGGAGGCGGGGCUGAUCAACUACUGGCACAAGGAGACUAUACGCAGUUUCCGAAGAGAUCAUGGUUUGCUGCCUGAAACAGUGCAACGAAACAGCCUCUCCCUGAGGCCGCUCUCCCUGCAGGACACUCAGGGAACCUUCCUUCUUGUGGUGCUAAUUUUGGCCGUGGCGGUGAUCGUCCUGGGCCUCGAAAUUCUGUGCCAGCGCUUUGACACUCCCACCUCAGAUACCAAGCUUAGUGCUGCAGGUGAUAGCUCUUUCUGCGUCCCGGUGUCCUGGUGAAUCUUUGACGGAACGCUAAUCAUCGAGGUGAAGAGUUUGAAUGGAUGAAGGGUAUUUGAUACUCCAUCGAACUUAGAUACUGUUGCUGACUAGAGAAAACAGUGACCAGAAGCAAUCAUGGAUGUAAAGUAGUUAAGAUUUGUCGUCGUUCUCUUUAUAUUAGGUCAAUUAUCGUUAUCGCUGAAUAAUAUUGUUUUUCGUGUCCUAAAUAACAAAAAGCAUCAAUGGACGAGUAAAGAGAUGAAAUGAA
Portunus trituberculatus (swimming crab) is the source of this 2282-nucleotide messenger RNA. RefSeq lists its product as uncharacterized. Gene Ontology annotation, cellular component: membrane. Gene Ontology annotation, molecular function: glutamate-gated receptor activity. Lineage: Eukaryota; Metazoa; Arthropoda; Malacostraca; Decapoda; Portunidae. The record is from RefSeq and is a predicted model, not a curated record. The coding region runs from base 47 to 2032 and encodes 661 amino acids. The transcript is spliced from 10 exons.